Labrus mixtus (cuckoo wrasse) is the source of this 2960-nucleotide messenger RNA. RefSeq names its product interleukin 1 receptor-like 1 (gene il1rl1). NCBI's taxonomy places the organism in Eukaryota, Metazoa, Chordata, Actinopteri, Labriformes, Labridae. The record is from RefSeq and is a predicted model, not a curated record. The transcript has 12 exons. Bases 138 to 1799 code for a protein of 553 amino acids. Gene Ontology annotation, biological process: signal transduction.
AUAGUGAUUUCCUCUUAAUGUGAAACUGAUGCUGAGCUCAGCCUCAGCAGAGCAGAUAAAAACACAAGCAGAGGAGGAAGACAGCACAGAGUCUGAGUGACUGAGUGCACUCAAGCUGCCAACAGAAACUUUAUGAGAUGGAUUCUUCACGACUUCUAUUCUCCGUCUUCUUCCUGCUGAUAACCACGUCUGACUGUUCAGACACAGACGAGCUCCAAUGUCUUGAUAUGGACAAUGAAACAUUUCACCGACUUGAAGGUGAAGCGUUUUAUUUCCUGCCUUAUGUUCUAAUGGACGGAAAUAUCCCAGAUGAAAACAUCACAUGGCACAAAAACAACUCAGAGGAAAUCUCAAACAGCGAGGACAAAAUGGUGCAUUACCAUGGAGGGGCUCUCUUUUUCCUAAACCUUCAAAUCGAGGACUCUGGAUUUUACACUGCCCAGCAUAGAACCAGCUCGGGAAAGUGUUUCAACUAUCACUUAAAACUCGUGGUCUUCGACAAAAGCCAUGCAAACACAGACGUCCUCUUUCUUACAGUCAGCGGAGGUUCCAAAAACAGAAAGAUCCCGUGUCCAGAUAACGUCAAAGAGACGUGUCGUGUAUUCGGAGGAAAACUCUCGUGGGAGAAGGACUCCAAUAUUUUCCCAGACCAACCUGACGCUCAGCUGUGGAUUAUGGACGUUAACAAAAGUCACGAGGGCAUCUACACGUGUGUUUGUACCUGGGAACAUCAUGAGAAGGAGUACAAGACGUCCGGCUCCAGAAAGCUAAAAGUUGAAGAUCAAGUUGUCGUGAAACCACCCAAAAUCCUCUCUCCAGCCAACAAGGAGCAGUUUGCAGAUGAAGGACUUGAGAUCAAGCUGAACUGCUCAGUGUUGUGUGGAAAAAAUGUGGGAAUUGACUGCCUAGCUAACUGGCUAAUUGAUGGGAGGGAUAUCAGGCAGAUUGAAGGAUACAAUCUCACCACCAAAAGAGAGGACCCUGCAGAUGGUACGACUGUCACUGCAAUCCUGACCAUCAAAAGAGUUUCUGCUAAAGAUUUCCUGGCUGAAUUUACAUGUGAAGUUCAUGGAGGUUUCGCAUCAGCAAAUGCAACUUUAACUCUGAAGCCGAAAGAGUCUAAAACUCCACUUAUCAUUGGAGCAUUGAGUGUGUUGUUCUUCUGCGUCUUUGCCGCCGUGCUGAUUAAGUACUUUGCCAUUGACCUUGCUCUCCUCUUCAGACCGUACUUCACACUUGCGCUUAACAAUAAAGAUGGGAGGGUCUUCGAUGCCUACGUAGUUUAUCAAACACAGGACCUGGACAAGCCCUCUGAAGACACAUUCAGUCUUUUUGUCACAAAGAAUUUGCCCUCCGUCCUCGAGGAAAAGUGUGGAUAUCGACUUUUUAUCCAGGGGAGGGAUGACAUACCUGGAGAAGACCGUCUGGAGCUGGUGGAGGACCGCAUGAAUCAGAGCAGGAGGCUGAUGGUCAUCCUCACCCCGGGUUCAGGAUCAGAAUCCAGUCCCACCUCGCCUCAGAACUCAGUAAUCGGAGGUUUCGACUGGCAGGUGGGGCUCCAUCACGCGCUGGUCCAGAGGGAAAUGAAUGUCAUUCUGAUCCAGCUGGGGGACAUGGGGCCAGAGGGAUACGCACACCUUCCUCCGGGCCUGCAGCACCUCAUUCACAAGAGCGCCCCCAUCAAGUGGCCAGAGGAGUCGCGAGGCGCUUCCGCAUAUAACUCUCGCUUCUGGAAGAGAGUAAGAUACCUGAUGCCUGUCACACCCGCCAAAAAAGACUCCCAGUCUUCAAUUAUUUAAACUCUUUUUGGACUCAGGUUUAAUCUGGUCCUCAGGAAUGGCUGAUGUAAUGAAGAAAAACGGAAGGUGGGUCCCGUUUAUAUAGAAGUGUUUAAAGGCAGGAUUGGUCAUUUUCUCCAGAUAGACUUUUUAAGAUUUUGGUUGAAAUUGUCUUUAGGUCCUGAGAGACAUUAAAUAACUCAUGUGCUCUGAAAAAGGAACAAAGAAAAUCCGUCACCUGUAGCAGUUUGUAAGCCUGUAAAGACUUCAACCAAUGUCUGCCACGAUGUACCAAUCUGAUGAACCAAUCACACGCCUCCCUGUCUCCCUGCUCGCUCUCUGACCAAUGCAUGCACGAGCCCACACUCAAAGCAUAAGCUGAGCUACGCUUCUGGACCAACGACGCUUGUGCAUGUAAGUGAGGGGCGUGGCUUUAGAGGGAGCACAGAGGGGAGGGGGUGGGUGCAGACGGGGCACUGAGGGAAUGCUACUUUCAAAAUCAUGCUAGUUUUCGAAAAUUACCAACCCUGCCUUUAAUGUACAGUUAAUGAAAACAUGCAAACAGUCCAGGUAGAUUCCUAUAUUUACUGUAGAUUGACAAACAUGUCUAUUACUCAGUCUUUAUUUGUAUAGCACCAAUUCAUAACAAAUAUUAUCUCAAGACACUUUUCCAAAAAGCAGGUAAAAGACAUAUCUAUUUCUUAAAUUACAAAGACCCAACAUAACAUUUAGCAAAGUUAUAAGUUCCUUUAAGAGGCAGAAGUGCUGCAACUGCGCUGGGCUUGAAAAAUGUGAUGGAGGGAGACGCAAGGCGAAGGUUCGGGACAAACAGAAGGCGGUCCAGUGCAGAAGGUCAUCCCCACCAACGAUCCAAUGAGAGUUUGUACAUUUCAUUUGUCAUUUUGGUUCAAGUCCCGGUGCAGACCAAAUCCGGAAGUUGGUCUGGUAGCUGGAGAGGUACCAGGGCACUUCCCGAGCACUGCCGAGGUGCCCUUGAGCAAGGCACCGAACCCCCAACUGCUCUGGUGCGCUCUCUGGUUAGCAGCUUGUAGCAGCCCCACUCUGACAUCUCUCCACUAAUGCAUGUUCACAGAUCCUGCUUGUGUAUGCGUGUGAUUCGGGCCUAUGUGUGUGAGAAGCAUGUCCCUAUAAAAUAACAGAGUGUAAACCGAAUUUCCCUCA